Aspergillus homomorphus CBS 101889 is the source of this 795-nucleotide messenger RNA. RefSeq lists its product as uncharacterized. The record is from RefSeq and is a predicted model, not a curated record. Bases 1 to 795 code for a protein of 264 amino acids. The transcript has 6 exons. NCBI's taxonomy places the organism in Eukaryota, Fungi, Ascomycota, Eurotiomycetes, Eurotiales, Aspergillaceae. Gene Ontology annotation, molecular function: methyltransferase activity.
AUGCUGCCACAGAACAACAUUAUCGACAUUCGUGCUGUCAAGGUCGAAGACUCAAUCUAUGAGGCCGUGUUGAAAGACUAUUACCUGCGCCAUGAAGAGAUUCAUAUCCUCCGAACUCAGGCUCACAAAAUGACUCACAAGAUUGCUGAGAACAGCGCGAUCGUUGAUCUGGGCAGCGGGAGCUUAGACAAGAUUGUAACUCUUUUGGACACGUUGGAAGCACAAAAGAAGAAGUGCGCCGCUCUCCACGGAACAUUCGAGGACGGACUGGAAUGGAUCAAAGAGGACCGCGCGACCAGCGGCCGACCACACUGCGUGCUGUUCUUAGGCUCGACGAUUGGGAGCUUUUCGCGCGAAAACGCCGCCAACUUCAUCCGCAAGAUGGCUGCCAGCACUUGCACGUGCCCCGGUGAUCAAGGCUCGGUUCUGCUCAGUAUUGACUCCUGUAAGCUUCCGACCAAGGUCUUGCGGGCGUUUUCCUCAGACGCCGUUGUUCCCUUCACCAUGGCGGGUUUCCAGCAUGCCAGUACAAUUAUUCGAGAUGCUACUGGAGCAGCUGAAGGCCGCUUGACAGAUGUUUUCCAGGUUAAGGGCUGGUACUACCUCAGCGAAUAUGAUUCGGUACUGGGUCGUCACGAGGCCUCAUACACGCCCCGCGACCGUGAUAUCCAUCACAAAUACAACCAUGCGGAGCGCAAAGAGCUUUUUAGCAAAGCCGGAGUCGUCGCAGUUGAUGCUUGGGCUGAUUCAACCUGUGAUUUGGCUUUCUAUCAACUCAAGCUUGCCGACCAAUGA